AGAGAACCAAAUGCCGUGUGAGUGUCAAAGCCACCCGUGAUGUCUGCCUCAGAACCUGAGCUCACAUCCAUGGACAACCAUGUGAUGGAGAAAAAGAAGAGAUGCCUGCUUAAUGAUCCCUUAUCAGUUCCUCUUAAUUCCGUUCCUUCUCCAUCUUCUCCAUUUCCUCACACUAUAGAAACUGUUAUCGCCAACGAGACCGCAAUUGAGAGCAAAGCCAUGGCGAGUAAUGGCUGCGGUUCUGCACUCUCUUCACCUGCCGAAGCAAGCCCCCCCAAAGCUGCUGUAAUCUGCCCUUCUGCAUUGGAGGGGACGCUUGAAACGAGCCCGGCUACCGCACAUACGGAGCCUGCAUCAAACCAAAUGAACUGCACCGGGACGAGUCUUAUCAACUUCUCAGAAUCCCAACAGUGGACGUCUGCUUUACCUUCCACUUCAUUUGGGAGUGCAGAUGUGGAAAAUGACUUUCCUUCCGUGCUGACCUUUAAGGGCAUAAGCGUGUCUCUGGAGAAUAACAGCGUUUGGAAGCAGUUUUACAGCUGUGGAACUGAGAUGAUUCUCACCAAGCAGGGGCGCCGCAUGUUCCCCUAUUGCCGGUACCGCCUCUCUGGUCUGGACCCUGAGCAAAAGUACAACCUUGUUCUGUCCAUAGUUCCUACGGGUCAGUACAGGUACCGCUGGAGCACGACGAAAUGGGAGGUCAUGGGGCCAGUGGAGCACCAGACCCAAGGCCUGAUCCGGGCAUAUCCCCACCAUUACUCACCUUGCAAAGGCUCAGAGUGGAUGAGCUGCUUGGUGUCCUUCUACAAACUCAAACUGACCAACAACCUCCAAGACCGGAACGGUCACAUAAUCCUUCACUCCAUGCAUCGCUACAUUCCUAGGCUGCAUAUUAUUCCUGUUCCGGAUGGCGGCGGGCCCACCUGUGACCAUCCGGUGGUCAUGGGACCCGAGAGCCUGAUCUUUACUUUCCCACAGACCGAGUUCAUGGCCGUGACGACCUAUCAGAACUUCCGCAUCACUCAGUUGAAAAUCAGUCAUAACCCGUUUGCAAAGGGCUUCAGAGAGGAUGGGAACAACCCACGACUGAACAGAGUCCCUACCGAGGGGCGAAGCACCUCUGAGGUGCAGGCGGAGAGUCAGCCUACAGCUGGAGAAGUCACCGAAGCCUGUGAGCAAAAGGUGGAGGUGGCGCAUCUGAGCUCAAAGAGUCUCAGCGAUUUGGCUCCAAAUACACAGGACACCAGACCAGUGUUGAAGCCCAUCAUGUCUAACCCUACUGGUACAGGCGAAUCCUACGUCCCCUGCAUUAGGGGCAAACACGCACUGGGUGAGCUUGUGCUGGUCCAAAAGCGCCCACGCGUUGAGCCCCGGGAAGCAAACGACACCUGCGUGACCCCAGAGGAGCAGCUGGGCUCACAGGCACGCAAGCUGCUCGCAGGCAGAUCCGGGACUCCGUCCUCCUCUGCCUCCACCCCUCGAUUGAUGCCCGAGUACAGAAAACGGAAGAGGAGGAUGAAGAAGCGCUACUGGGGUAAUUCCCGAGGAAAACUGUGGAAAUCGGCAGCGGCUGCCUCCCCCACAGUCGUCCACAGCCCAUCGUUGACUGUCGCUAUGCAACCGGAGCUGGAUGAAGUGGAAGGCCUGCUGUUUGUGUCAUUCACCUCAAAGGAAGCUCUGGAGGUUCACGUCAGAGACAAGCCGGGCAGCUCCCCUCUAUCAGCACGCCCCGUUUGCUUAACCACAUCAAUACAGUCAGAACCAAUGGUUGAGGCAAAUCCAGAGACGGCCGAGGAGAAGAUGGCUCGCUUGGAGUCCGUCUUGCUAAGUGACCUGAGAGUUCUCAAACACAGACAGAUCAUCCACCCGGUGCUGCAGGAGGUGGGCUUGAAGUUGAGCUCCCUGGAUCCCACCAUGCCCAUUGACCUGCAGUAUCUGGGGGUCAUUCUGCCUCCUCCAACCCCCCCAGAACAGAGCAAAACUGCCCAUGCUGAUGAGAGUGUUCCCUUUAUUUCCCGAACAGGGAAGACCAGCGACAUGACCAAAAUUAAGGGUUGGAAAAACAAGUUCAUAAAAAGCAAAGAAAGCUCCACAAAGUGUGAAGGAUUACAAAAGAACCUGUCUGCCUUCUGCAGCAACAUGCUGGAUGAGUAUUUGGAAAGCGAAGCUCAGCAAAUCAGCGAGCGUGCCGCCGCCUUCUGCACAAGCCCAGAGGGCUCCGUGGCCUAUCAGCUGCCCGCUAAGAGCUCCAGCUACGUGAAGACCCUGGACAGCAUCCUAAAGCAUCAAAACACUGCCUCUAAACUCACAGCGGGGACCACCAGGCCUUGUCCCCGUUCCCACAAACCCCCCCUCUCUUCAGGUAUGCUGUCACCAGCCACCAGUCAAGUAGAGACUCAGUCAAGAUGCAAGCCAACAUCACCCCAAAAACUUCAUCCAGAUGCUGCUAAUGAUGGCUCACAAAGGCCAUCGCACAGACUUCCAGGCUUUAACAAGAUGCUGCCGGGUCAGAUCUCCAAAGCAGCCCCUGCUGCAGUUAAUGAGGUUCAGGGACCUGAAUGCGAAAAAGCCUUCUGCUGGCUGGGCUGUGUGUGUCCCAGUCUGCAGCAGCCGCGCCGAGGGCCGCUCCACUGCAGACGGCCCGAGUGCAUGUUUGGCUGCGCCUGCUUUAAACGUCAGACCACCGAGGAGACGAAUGCAGGGGGAGGAGGAAGUGAGGACCAGAGCUGCACUGUUUACUCCACAAAGAACAUGGGGCACACAGGCUGUGGAAAAAAACUGUGGACCUCUAACAGUUGCGAUGACGAUUUAGAACCGCUGUUUAUUCCUAAAGCUUCCAAAAGCAUGGGCAAAGUGAAUCUGUCACUCACUGCCCAAAAGCCCCAGAAACAAGCCAUGCCAUCUCCAGCUAAGGUAGUAACGAUGCAGGAAGAGGAAAAGGAUCCAGUGUAUUUAUAUUUUGAGAGCAAACUGACCUGCGCCCGUGUCAGAGAGUUCAACAGCAAGCCUCCACCGGAAGUCACCUUAGAUACCAACACCUCUGCUCUCAUUUACUCAUCCAACAACACCACACCACGGAAAGCUGCCCCAAACCAACACCACAAGCUCACUACUGGUCAGAAAGCAGCAGAAAAGUCCUCUAAGAAAGUCGAAAUCAAUGAGGCAGAGGCAAGGAAGCAGAUCCAGAUCCAGUCAAUGUGUCCGUGGAGGAAGGACAGACAGAUGGUUCUGAAAGGGUUGUGCGAGCGCAUGAAACAGAACCGGCUUCAUCAGCAUUCUUACAUCGGACCCUACUGCAUAAUCCCAGUCGCCAAGGUCACAAUGCGGAAACCCAGUGGCUCCUUGGUCACCUACAGGAUACAAAUCACCCAGCCUUCAAAAGUCAGCGACGAAGAAGAAGAGUCCGAUGAGGAGAAGCACGCCAGCAAAAGUUCUGACGAGAACUCCGACAGCGCGGAGGAAGAUGAGCAGGUCGAGGACCCAGACAGACUUUUCGGAGUCACGCCUUUCCUGUGUGGCGUCGCCCCCGCUGGCAGACUGAGAGCCAGGAGAAAACACGUCGGCCGACAAGCCUCUGGGCUGAUACAGGUCAACGGGAAGUACUACAAUCAUGCCAGACUGCUGCUGGGAAGCAUGGGAUCUCUGCACCCAGCCAACCGCCUCGCUGCCUACGUAACCGGUCGGCUGCACGGUCAGAGCAGCACUUUGCAUAAGUUGAUGCGGAAACAGGACCCCGCGCUUAAAAGAGACGCUUCUGGAUCCAGUUGUGGAAAGGCUGCAGACACUUUGGUGCCUCCAAAGAAGACUGCAGAUCCGUGGACAGUAACCCAGCCAUCAGCUCAUCCAGUCCAGCCCGGGCUUUGGGGCAGUGGCUCCCUCAGCUCCACAGAGCACUCUCUGGCCGAAGCGCUCGUCCCCGUCCGGAACGGCUCCAGGUCCUCCCCCAUCCGCCUCACCGUCUCGCCCUCGCUGAAGAGCCCCAGCUUCCUGGCACAGAGCGGAACCUGCUCGUUCAGGAUCUGCCCUCCAUCCAGCCAUGCUGAAGGCAGCGAGAAGCCACAGGGCGUUGCCCUGCCCGGGGGCUUCACGCUCAUCCAGCUACCCCAGGCCGGAGCCCACAGCUCUGACGCACACCAUCCAAAACCUCAAAAGGUCACAAAGGCGGCAGAGAAAGGCCGAGCGUCUAAUCUCCGCCAGCUGGCAUCAGAGUGGUUCGGCGGGGACUCCUUUAAUAAAGUGAAGAUCUUACUAAGUAGCAAAACAGACGAGCCUGGGCAGUCCUUUGGGCUGAUUUGCGAGGAGAAGAAUAAGCCAUUAGGUGAGAACGGGGCCAACAACUGGCAGGCGGUGAAGCAGGAGGAAACCAGCCUUGAUGUGACCUCAGAAGAUAUGAGCUCCGACUUCUCCGACGACGGGGAGGGUGGAGAGGACGGCGACAUGGUGGACAUUGAAACGGUGGAAGAGACAGAGCAGGAAAUGGCCAUCUCAAAGCUGAAGGAAGCAGCUUUAAAGACGCAGCAGGAGACACGGGGUCCAGGUUACGAUGUUGGACCUAGCAUGGAGCUCAAAGUGAAGACAGAGAGCACCAAAAUUCGCAGUAACCACACGGAGCUGGAGAGGCGCAGACGAUCUGAACAGCGCAUGCUCUUCGACCAGCUUCGACAGAUGCUGGACUCCGACCCCAAAACCCCCAAGUUCCUGCUCCUCCACCAGUCCGUUAACGAGAUCCAAAACCUCGAAAAGACCUCAGAGAGAAUGCAGGAGGAGAAGAGGCAGCUGAUGGAGAAGCAGGCCGCCAGUGUGAAGCAGCUGUCCCUUCUGGCCGGUACGUCCGGGAAGCCCGAGGACCUGAUCUUGAGCAAGCUGAAGGCAAUCAACGAGCAACAGAAAAUGCUGCAGAGGACGAUGACGUGGACGCCCGUCUUCUCCCAGCUCCUCCAGACCAAAGCUGUUCUCCUGCAGGCCACCGCGCCCUCCCUCCACCCGAACCCCCCAUCCCUGCCGCAGCCCGACCACGGCCACCUGUCUGAAGCCCAAACGUCCACGGCGGCUCAAAAGAAUUUUCAGCAUUUGUUUUCUUUGUUUCAAUCCUCAAAAAGCCAACAUAGCUCGCCAGACAAACAUCCUGCCGCGUCCUGUCCACCUCAGGCUGUGGCCACUGUGACCCCGCAGGCAGAGCUACCGCUCAACGAGCCUGCCGCCUCCUUACAGAUCAGUUGCCCUGCUUCAAAUCAAGAAAAGACAGAACCUGGAUGUCCAGACCGUCUAAGCAUAAAAGACACCCUUGAGAGAGCUGCCCCUCAGGUGACUGUGGCUCAAAAGGGAGCCUUACCUUGUUCAAAUCGCAGUGGCCACAGAGUUCUGAGCCCAAAGCCAAUCGCUUCUCUCCCUCUGGUUCGAUCUAAAACUGGCAGAAUCAUUCUUCCUUCAUCUCUAAAACCAUUUAAUCAAGGCUUCUACACGCUGGUGGUCAUGAAUCCCAGAGAGAAAGAGAACAGUGGGGUUAGCUCCUCAGCUGACACAAAGGCUUCUGACACGGACCCUCCCAAGUGCUCAGAGGAAAAUGACGCCACGGCCCACCAGCCCUCAGAUUCAGAACCGGGGCAGGCUUUGGAGCAGAGCGCUGCGCCUUCAGAUCCAGAUCCAAAGCUCGCAGGUGUGUUCAGCCCCCUACGUCAGCUGGCCCUCCUUAACAAAUCCAUCGUCGUGCCCUCAGCGGAUCUAAGAGUUGAAGAGAAAAACGAGGGGGCGGGAAAAGGGGAGAGUGAGAACAACGCCCAACCCUCUGCACCCGUGUCUUCUGAUUCUGUGCGCUGGGCCGUCAGACCAGAGGCACUCCAAAGCCACAGGUCCCGAAAAUGGCCCUUCGCCAACCCUCCAGCAGGAGCGGCUGAGCCACGCCCGCACGUCAGCGAAACGCCUUCGCCAGCCGAUGGGGCGCGAGGUGACAAAAUUCCCCAGACAGACACCAAGAUGUGCGCCGCCACCGACCCCGCGCCUGUCAAAACCCGCAGAGGCAGGCCUCCCAAAAGGAGGUCUCUGCUGCCACAGAGCCCCCCGGCCAAGCGAGGCGCCACACGUCCCUCCGACAGUUUUAGCCCCGGCAGGUUAACCGCCUGCCCCGACGGGGAAAACGCCACCGCAGACGCCGGCUGGUCGCGACCUUUGACCCGCGGCUCCCUCGGAAAAGACUUUCCAAGCGCAAAGAAGCGGUCUUGGAUAGAUAUAGAAAGGCAGCUUGAGCCUGACCCAGAUUCUGAGUAGUCCCUCGACAAGGGGCCGCUAAGGUUCUUCUGACCUGACUUAGUCCCACACUGACACCUCAGACCACUCUGAGGCUUUUUUAAAAUCCUCUCUGCUUCACUCUAUCUAUCAACAGCAACAGACAGCUUCACCAAAUGUGCCUGUUUCCAAAAACCAAAGUGUCGGUGCGCUGUGGAACACUUCAUGCUGCUGUUGGCUCAGUAACUCAGUGAGGUUUUACACGGCAGAGGACGGCAGACUAUGAACUGGCAUUAAGUGACCUGCUGAAUGUACGAGUGAAGCCUGUGAAAACCACCACAAACUGAAUAUGUCUCAAAAGCUAACUGUGGCAUUUUUAUGAACUUGUUUCUGAUGUGUAAUCAAAUUAUGUCAUACUUGAAGUAAUCCGUUAGUGAUCUAGCUCGCCUUUCAGAAACCAAAUAGAUCCACCAUGUUAAGCCUUGCAGUGUGUGUUUUCAGAAACAUGGACGUAUGUAGAAAUUGUUGUUUUUCUGUCACUAAUUUUGUAAAAAAAACUGUUGUUGCACUUUAAAUAAGGGAUAGAGACCUGUCUCCGCUUCUCUCCACCCUUAUACAGUAACAGUAACGAUCAGCAUUUUGGGAAAAGCAGUGGAGUAAAAGCAAUAUAUCAAACACCCACUGUCACAAACAAUUAAGAAAUUGUGUAAACCGUAUGAGUUUUGAAUGAAUAGCAGCUGUGAAGACUUGGCUUCCUCUCUUAAAUGCAUUUGAUUUUCUUUAUGAUUUUUCAGACACUUAUUAAUAAAAACCAAAAAAAUUAGAUUUAUCUUGGUACUCAUCAACUGCUCUAAAAUAAAGUUUGGUUUUAGGUUCUUUUUUGUUGCGUGACUGAACUGUAUCUGAAAGAAAAUUGUUAUGGUUUGUUGAGAAAUGGA
Molecule: messenger RNA, 7160 nt
Organism: Menidia menidia (Atlantic silverside)
Lineage: Eukaryota; Metazoa; Chordata; Actinopteri; Atheriniformes; Atherinopsidae
Source: the annotation of a GenBank genome assembly